Molecule: messenger RNA, 4258 nt
Organism: Sander lucioperca (pikeperch)
Lineage: Eukaryota; Metazoa; Chordata; Actinopteri; Perciformes; Percidae
Gene: rgma
Product: repulsive guidance molecule BMP co-receptor a
Exons: 4
Coding region: 613-1965 (450 amino acids)
Biological process (GO): BMP signaling pathway
Cellular component (GO): plasma membrane
Molecular function (GO): coreceptor activity
Source: RefSeq, a predicted model, not a curated record
CUCCCAAAGAGAGAACAACUAGUUCGGAAAAAGGGGGGUUUCACAGCUGAGAUUUGGGGCUCCCAGCGGCGUCAUGCAGAGAGGAUCACUGUCUCGCUCACACUUUCUAACUAGCCAUUUCACAACAUCCAGACAGCGGAUCGGGCCGUACGCAGCAGCAGCAGCAGCAGCAGCAGCAGCAGCUUUGCCCUCAGGGCUUUUUUCUCCCCGACGUCGACCAUAGCUAACAAUUUGGAUUCAACGCGCGGAUGAGGGCAAUUACUGGACUUAAUCUAUCAUAAUGUCUCCUUUCCGAUCGACCGAUAGUCAAAUGAGUUAAGCAAUGGCUGCAGAGAUCUGAGUCCCCCCGGGUGCGAGAAGUGGCUGUUUAAAUGAAUCCCAACUAAAAAGAAAAAAAGCAUUUUCAUUUCACCGAGAAGCAGAUCGGUGGACACCAUGCGUAGAUUGGCGGAUUUAACACUCAGAAAGCUACUGAGUGCGUUUGAUUUCGGAUUACAGUGACACACAGGACGAGUUUCUUUUAAGGGGGAGAUUUUUUAGGAGUCUGCUUCCUCUCACUCCUGUUCGCUGUCCUCCGGGUUCCUGCAGGACUCCCAGAGUCGCGGAGAGCCCAUGCAGCCGCCAAGGGAGAGGAGUGAAGUGCGACCCCGAGCUGGAUGGAUGGUUAUGGGGAAAAGAGGAAGACCCUCGGCGCUAGACGUGUGCAGAGUCCUCGCGGUGUUUCUCUCACUCUUCCCCUCCGUGAGUCUGCAGUGCAAGAUCCUCAAGUGUAACUCCGAAUUUUGGGCCUCCACCUCGAACUCUGGACCGGAGGAGGAGUUUUGCACAGCGCUGCGAGCGUACAACAGCUGUGUACGUCGGACCGCACGAACCUGCAGGGGGGACUUGGCGUACCACUCCGCCCAGCAUGGCAUAGAGGAUCUAAUGAGCCAACACAACUGCUCCAAGGAGGGGCCGACAUCCCAACCACGUGCCCGCACCCCACUUCCUCCUCCAUCCCCGCCACUCCUGCCUGACAGUCAGGAGCGCUCCGAUGGCCCGGAAGUGUGCCAAUAUGAGCGCAGUCUUUCACGCAACACCGCGCCGCCCAACUACACUCACUGUGGCUUCUUUGGAGACCCACACCUUAGAACAUUUGGUGACGACUUCCAGACGUGUAAGGUGGAAGGAGCCUGGCCGCUCAUCCACAACAAAUACCUGUCUGUCCAGGUGACCAACACUCCGGUGGUGCCAGGGUCUCUGGCCACCGCCACGAGCAAGCUGACAAUCAUCUUUAAGAAUUUCCAGGAAUGUGUGGAUCAGAAGAUGUACCACGCAGAGACAGAUGAGCUGCCAGCUGCAUUUGCAGAUGGCUCCAAGAACGGAGGGGAUCGGCACGGAGCGAACACACUGCGCGUGGUGGAGAAGGUUCCUGGGCAGCAUGUGGAGAUUCAGGCCAGGUACAUUGGAACAACCAUAGUGGUCCGGCAGGUAGGCCGCUACCUGACCUUUGCUGUGCGGAUGCCUGAGGAAGUUGUGAACUCUGUGGAGGAAGGUGAUAACCAGGACUUGUACCUGUGUCUUCACGGCUGUCCUGCCAACCAACGCAUCGACUUCAGGAACUUCAAGGCUCGAGCAGCGGAGGCCCAGAUCGCAGGCAGGACAAGGAGCGGCACCGCGGCACAUGGCUUUACCUACCAGUCCGCUAAGGUCAAGUGCAGAGAGCGGCUCCCAGUGGAGGACCUGUACUUUCAGUCCUGUGUGUUUGAUCUCCUCUCCUCUGGAGACAUAAACUUCACCAUGGCAGCCUACUACGCCUUUGAGGAUGUAAAAAUGCUCCACUCAAACAGUAACAGACAUCACAUCUUUGAAAAGGAUGCUUUUAUGAAUAAUGCAGCACAGAGGGGCAAAGAUUUUCUUUCACUCCUCUUCCUCAAUGUCCUUGCUGUCUUGUUGUGGAUUGAGUGUUGCACAGUUCAUCUAUAGUCCCUUUUACAACAGUAUCCUCAUGGUGUAUCUGUCGGUGAGUUUUAGAGUACCAUCGCUGUGUCGUACAUCGGCUCCUCUCUUCUGCUCUGGUUCUGUGAUGUGACCGGUGGCUUGCCAGUACGGUCAUCCAAGCCCUGAGUCUCAUUUUAGUAUUGUCAUGUCUUGACUUCAGUCUAAUGACAAGACGAGGUCCCCGUGCUCCCACCUAUCAUCACAUGUAUUUAGCUUCUUCAUAGGACUGGUCUUUGAUGAGAGCAGCGGUGAGAGAGCCCAGCUACUCCAGAGCUCAGGAUAUCCACCUGGGAUUAAAUCCCACAUUCUCACCGGGCCUGCAUGCCUAUGGGAAGCCGGACAAGAUGAUCUUUUGCAGAAAGAAGAGUUUGCUGAUCCUCCCUCCCCUGAUCCACUCAUUGGUGCCAAGCCAGUGAAGCCCUCCGUGGCUCAUGUGGCGAAGCGAGAGGACCUGACAGGGGCUUUUGUUAACCUAAGGCCAGAAGCAGCUCUAUGUUUGAUUAGUUUCCAGCUUUGGAAAAGCCUGAGCCUUUUGGAGGAAGCACUCAGCCAAAAGGAUGUCAGAGCAGCGUCUCCAGUUGUCUGCUGUGGAGAUUAAUGGGUCAUAUUGUUAGGUUGUGUGUGUGUGUGUGUGUGUGUGUGUGUGUGUGUGUGUGUGUGUGUGUGUGUGUGUGUGUGCCUGUGUGUACAUUAGUACAAUAUGUGUGCAGAAUUCAUCAUCUGUGGUUGAUUAUGUGUGUUUGUGGGUGCCGGAGUCCAGAAAUGAGAUAACAAACCUCCAGUGGGAGACAUCUUUCCCAUGUCUUUCUGUUGCACCCAAAAUGUCAGAAAUAGAAAAGACGAGGCGCUCCACAGUCUGUCAAAAUGGCCUCUAUCAGCCAAGUAGCAAAUUCCAAAAGGGAACUGAUAAAAAAAAUAAUCUUGUUUCGUUUUCAGUGUCAUACAGCCUUUCACUCCAUUGUUUGAGCUGACAUGUUGAUCAGACAGUGUGUUGUAUUUUACAUCUGUAAUGUGAAUGUAGCUAAAGCAAAAGAACGUUAUGGGCACUCAAAGCGUUUACAGACAGUAGAUUAGCCAAUCAAACUAAGACACCUCUUUGAUAGCAUUUUGUGAAUUUAACCCUCCAUUUCAAGUCUCAGUGGUGUAGUUACUAGCUGUAAAGACGUCACCUCUAGUCAGUUUAGCAUUUUAUAGACUACCAGUGUGCUGACCUGACUGUGGCUUCAUGCGUAAAUGAUAAGCAUAUGUCUGUAGACGUGAUUUCAUGGCUUAAGUCAUUGCCAAAGAACAAGCCCUUGUGCCAACAUUUCCCUCACAACUGAAUUUCCAUCAUUCAGUCUUAAACAAUUCACAUUAGGGGGGUUCUUAACUGUAUAUAAAUCGUGUUUGUAGGUGAUUUGCAGUACAGUAACACACUGUAAAAGCCGCUUUAGUUUCCAUUUUAGCAGUCUCACCUUUUGCUUUUCUUGUGUUUCAUGAUAACACUUUCCAUUUGAACUUUGGCUCUAAACUACAGUAUCUGGUAAUGUGUAAGUUAUCCCUGUAGAUACAGUUACUACUCGGGCUCAGUUUAACGGUCAUAUAUCCUUUACACUGAAGUAUUCGGCAGGCCUUACUACUGCUAUUUGGAACAUGUAUUGGUGCAGUUUGACUACAAAUAAUCAUACACAUGAUUGUAAUGUUGAAUCUUGUGUUAAUAGAUGUAAUUUGUGUUGUGAGUUUUGCAGUAUAUGGUUCUACAAGUGAAAUGUGAGAUUGUACAUGUUUUGUGAGUUACAAUUUGUAUAUUACCAGUUGUGUUUUGAAUUUAUCACUCCUGUUUUUGUACAUCAGAUGUUUUGGUGAAUGUGAACCUUUUUUUAUUUGAAAUGGGAUUGUUGCAAAAAUAUGAACACCACAGAACAAAAUAUUCUUUACUGUAUAUAAAGUAUACCCACCUAGUGUUGAAGUGGAGGAAGUGAUAAAAUGCUGGUUGUCAUCACUUUAUAUAAAACAUGCUGAAAGCAGUCCACCUUAUCUUGAAAGGGAAUGUAGGAACAUGUUCUGGGGCGUUCAUGUUUUUGAAUUUAAAGCACUUUAUGUUUUCUUUUACAGUUAGCUCUUAUUUUGUUUGAAAUUCUAUGUCAGACUUGUAAUGGUAGAAAAGAGUUUAAAAAAGUAGCUGAAUGGGAAAUGCCAGAAAAAUUGAACUGUGUUUGUAUGUAAAGCAAAUGUGGUGCCACAUGCCAGCUGUUUAUAAUGUAAAUUAUUUAUUGAAUAAAAGAAAAUGUCUUGUUAA